AUGACGCCGCAGUAUGCCCAGAAUGAGAUUGCCAUCCGAGAGAUCUGCUCUGGCAUUGGAGCCCUCGGCAGGUCUCUAUCUCCUGACGUUACCGGCACACUGGCGAGUACAGCAUACCGUCAAGCCUUGGAGCACUACGGCCGCGCCGCCAAUGCCGUGUUCAGCGUUAAAGCAACGACACGCGAUCUGCCGAGCGUAGUCCUAACGUCGUUGCUGUUCACCACCUUUGAGAUGGUGGCUGGAAAUACCGAGUCCGCCUCGAAGCACCAUAACCACUCCGUCGCCAUGAUGGAGCAGCACAUCGACUUCAGGAUCGAGAACGAGAAGGUCCCGUUCGAGAAGCUCAAAUUCUCCCAGCUGGAGACGGCCGUGUUCGACUGGCUACUGAGACAUGAUACCCACCCAUGGGCACUUAGCUUCGGCUCAGAGAGCAUACGAAUCAUGGCCCCGGCACGGAAAUUCCCGAACUGCAGACAUAGGUGCACUAUGCAGGACAUGCCAGAAAGCUUUGCAACCAUCUCCCAGGCCACAUCUUGGUGGCACGUCACGCAGCACGCCAUGCUGCACCGCCUCCACGAGCUCAAGAUCAAGACCCCGGAGGCCCUUGAGGACAACGGCGCCUCCAUCUGGAGAGAAUGCGCCGAUUUGCUGCAAACCUGGCGCGCGAGAUUCGUCCCGCUGCUGCAAGCCUCUAGACAGCAACGUGAUCGCGACUAUCACCGCUGGUUCAGGGCCAUGGCUCUCGAGGCCCUCUACGCCGAGUGCCUCUCAGCCAUCUACGCCCGGCACAGGCUUGACACCAACGUCCUCCCGGCUGUGACGCCCUUGUACCUGGAAAUUGUCCGGUACGCCAUGCGAAUGGCCAAAGAGCAGCGAUUCAACGGCCUUGAGACGCUGGUCGUGGAGAACAACCUCGUUCGGCCGUUGGCGUGCGUACUGUACAAGUCGAAGGACCCGGAAGUCGUCCGGGAGGUAAUGGGUUUACUGAAGGAGCUCGUCGGAGGCGUAGGCAUAGCAGAAUCAUUGCUUUUCAUGUUUGGGUGCCGGGAGAAGAAACUACCUUUGCGAGCGCUCGAGAGGGGUUGGGGUUGGUCUUUCACCUCGGCUGGGAUUACUUCGGGUGCCAGCUUGCUCGAAUACCUGGAUUGA
Messenger RNA from Colletotrichum spaethianum, 1149 nucleotides. RefSeq lists its product as uncharacterized. NCBI's taxonomy places the organism in Eukaryota, Fungi, Ascomycota, Sordariomycetes, Glomerellales, Glomerellaceae. The coding region runs from base 1 to 1149 and encodes 382 amino acids. The transcript has a single exon. The record is from RefSeq and is a predicted model, not a curated record.